AUGAAGACCUCUUUUUCAAUUGCACUUCUAGCAUCCUUGUUGCUUGCCAACACUGCUGUCCAUGGCCAAACCACUUGUAACAGCACUGCCGAUUGUGAGGCUGGUGCGGAAUACUGCUCCGAUGGAGCUUGCGCUCCGAUCGGAUUUUGCCAAACGGAAGUGGACUGCUACAAUGAACAAAACGACUUUUCGUCAGACGAUUGCUCUGGCUACUUGGAAUGUAAUGCCAAUCAAUGCUCCAAGACUUGCAACGGAGCCGCGUGCAAGCCUGGAUCCUCUUUGUUGGAUCUCUUUUGCCCAUCCGUGAUGUGCGACAUCCAGAACUGCGAAGGUGCCGUGUCUUGCGUCAACAACAACUGUGGUGAAUGUAACAUCUUUUACUUUGAUGCCAAGGGAAGCCGAAUCUGCGACAAUGAUGACAGUUUGAGUUCUGGUCCAGGUGUUGCAGAGCCUGUACCAUGCUCUUCGAAUAGCGACUGCCAUGUCAAUAUUGACGAUGAGGACAAGAUCGAUUCUAUCACGAAUAUCAUGCAACUUGAUACUCGUGCUCCUGCUGCUCAACCAUAUUGUGCGGCUGGUUUCUGUGCAGCACCUGGAACCUGUUCCACCGAUGAAGAUUGUGUCAACCCCUCCAAUGACUAUGGCAUUAUCGAAUGCGUAGGCCCCAUUGUAUGCCAAGAAGGUCAAUGCACCCGUGACUGUGACACUGGUUCCAUGUGCAAGGAGGGUGCCACUCCGGUAAAUUGCCUUGUGGAUCCGUGCACGGUGACUGGUUGCCCCGAGUCGACCGGAUGUGUUUCCGAUUAUUGUGGUGGUGGCUGUGACGCCAUUCACUUUGAUGUUGCCGGAAAUGUCUUGGAAGAAUGCGUGAAAGAGCCAUUCACACUUCCUGAAUCUUGUACCCAAGACAAGGACUGUAACGAUGAUACUAGUGGUGCUGUGCCAACCCACUACUGUUCCGCUGGAAGUUGCGAGGCCAUGGGAUUUUGCACGGACACUACUGAUUGUCUCAAUCCAUCCAACGAAGUGAACUUUGUCGCCUGCACCGGCUAUCACCAGUGCACGAAUGGAGAAUGUGGUCAUGUCUGCUCCAAUGAAGAGCACUGCUGCUUUGUUGCCGCAAAAUGCACUGCCGAGGAAUUGGAAGCUUGUCCCGAUGCCGUCACAUGUGUCAAGGACAAUUGCAACGAUUCCGGUGAUCACUGUGGGGCUGGAACUGGUAGCUUUUAUUUUGACAUUUCUGGUAACUCUAUUUGUGCCUCCUCGCCCUCUGCCGUUCCCACUGAAAAUAAGGCAACAGCUACUGGGCCAGGAGACGAGGAGGAAUUAGCGGACGGAGCCAUGGCAGUUGGCAGCACUUUUUCCCUCUUGGUAAUUGUGGCCAGCAUUUAUAUGCUAUAA
Molecule: messenger RNA, 1401 nt
Organism: Cylindrotheca closterium
Lineage: Eukaryota; Bacillariophyta; Bacillariophyceae; Bacillariales; Bacillariaceae
Source: the annotation of a GenBank genome assembly